AUAAAACUUUGCUCUCCAGCAUAUAACUACCAUCUUUUUCAUAACAAAUAUUGAUCACGUCAACCAACACAAUUCGUUGAUUUAAUGGGCAGCAUAACAUGCAAUACAUUCUUGUUGGAUAUUGUCGUCGAUCGGGCUCUCAAUCUAGCAAAUAGUUUCGAUAGUUUCCCGCUCUCAUUCUCUCGUUUUCUGCUUCGCACAUCGCAUUGUUAUCAUUGGCGCCCCUAAUGACUAAAACUUCUUUCGGCUUCGACACCGAAUAUCGAUCAGAAACGAGUUGACCGUCCGUCGGCCAGGUACCGUCUCACGCAUAGUAAUUCUAAAUCGGCCCAACUUCGAUCGGUUGGCUAAAGUCCACUGUGAGUUCCGAGGUUAGUUACAAGCAAGAGCAUACAUUUGAAACCAUGACCUCGUCGUCGACAGCGAGCAACGAUAAAUGGAUCGUCUAUGGAGGGCCGGAUCCGGUGGAUCUUUUGAACGAUGGCUCACUGGGCGAGAUGAUGAUCAAGGAACUGAAGCGCCAACCGGAGAAUAUCGGACUGAUUGAUCCGGCAUUGGAAAUAGAGCUUUGCUACCAGCAAAUUUUGGAUAACUCGGUGAAGGUGGCGAAGGGUUUGCAGAGUUUAGGCAUCAGCGAAUCCGAUACGAUAGCAAUCGUUAGCCACAAUUGCUUGGACUAUGCGUUCGCGAUGUUUGGAGCGAUUUUUGUUGGGGCACCGUUAGCGCAGUUCAAUCCUGCAUACCUUGAAGAUGAGUUGGCACAUGCUCUGAGCAUGACUAGACCGAAACUAAUCUUCGUUUCAUCAGAGGUAGCUCAGCGAGUAACCGCUGUAAACCGAAAGUUGAAAUGCGCUGAAACGAUCGUUACUUUUGGAAACGGAAGUGCAGGUGUCAUUCCGUUCAGUGAUCUUUUGAACCGACCAAUGCAAACGUACACAUUCAAGUCGAACCCAGUUGACAAGCAAAAUCAUGUUGCAUUGAUUCUACUAUCAUCUGGAACUACUGGUCUACCCAAAGGAGUUCAACUUACCCAUUCCAACAUAAUGACAACGAUAGCGCAUUCCAAAGAAGCAGCUAAACUCCUAGACCUGCCCGAUCAGUUGGUUGCUCUUGCUGUGACCCCGCUCUUCCAUGUACUGGCUAGUGUCGGACUGAUCAAUAUGGUGACCAACAAUUGUCGCUGCGUGCUGAUGCCGAAGUUCGAUGCUCACCUAUUUCUGAACAGCAUUCAAAAGUACAAGGUCAAUCUGAUGUCGGUAGUGCCACCGUUGAUGGUUUUCCUGGCGAGGCAUCCCAUGGUAGACAGCUACGAUUUGUCAUCGCUGAUGACGUUGUUUUGCGGCGCAGCGCCUUUGAGCAAAGAGAUCGAGGAUCAGGUUCGGGAGAGAUUGGGCAUCGCUUUCGUCCGACAAGGUUACGGUAUGACGGAAACUACGUACGUGAUGCUUAUGCAAACCGGCUUCGAGAACAAAUCUGGAUGCGUGGGAAAAGUGCGGAUGGGUCAGUGGGCAAAGGUCAUCGAUCCUGACAGUGGAGCAGUGCUCGGACCGAACCAACGGGGAGAGUUGUGUUUCAAGGGUUCGCUGAUCAUGAAGGGCUACAUCGGCAAAGAGAGCGACGUUGAUGAAGACGGCUGGCUGCACACUGGAGAUAUUGGGUACUACGAUGAGGAUGAGGAUUUUUUCAUUGUAGACCGAAUUAAGGAAUUGAUCAAGUACAAAGGUUUCCAAGUAGCUCCAGCAGAGCUUGAAGCAGUACUGUUGAAACAUCCCAAGGUGAAGGAUGCUGCAGUUAUAGGUGUACCAGAUGAGCGUGUCGGAGAACUGGCAACAGCGUUCAUUGUGAAAGAGCAUGGGGAUGAGGUCAAUGAGGAUGAAAUUAAAGCAUUUGUGGCUCAGCACGUUUCCCAGCAGAAGCAACUUCAUGGAGGAGUCAGAUUCAUUGAUAAAGUGCCAAAGACGGCCACGGGAAAGAUUCUGCGAAGAAAACUGAGGGACCUUGUACCGACUACCAGAGCAAAGCUUUAAGUUGUGAUUGUUUUCGUAAUUAUGUUUUCCAUGUGAAUGUUAUAAUGGAUGAAGGUUAAUAAACGGUGGAGAUAAAAUGUUCAUAAUAAAU
Molecule: messenger RNA, 2118 nt
Organism: Aedes albopictus (Asian tiger mosquito)
Lineage: Eukaryota; Metazoa; Arthropoda; Insecta; Diptera; Culicidae
Product: luciferin 4-monooxygenase
Exons: 3
Coding region: 405-2027 (540 amino acids)
Biological process (GO): long-chain fatty acid metabolic process; fatty-acyl-CoA biosynthetic process
Molecular function (GO): long-chain fatty acid-CoA ligase activity
Source: RefSeq, a predicted model, not a curated record